AUGAAGGCUAUAACAAGGGCUAGGGAGCUUCGAUGCAUGCCCUUCUCUUCUUCCUCUCAUUCUCAGCACUUUCAAUUUCGCAACGAUAAACGUAAUAAUCUGAAGCCCGAAAACCCUAUCAUUGUGAAUAACAACUUUGAAGAAGCCAUUGAUGUUUUAUGCCAGCAAAAGCGCGUCGAUGAAGCUGUUCAGUUGCUCCAUCGCAUUGAUCAUCGACCAUCUGCACGCGUGUAUUCCAUCCUCAUUGCCGCUUGUGUUCGCCACCGCUCUCUUGAAUUGGGUAGGAGGGUCCAUGCCCAUACCAAAGCGUCUAACUUUGUUCCGGGGAUUUUCAUUUCUAACCGUUUGCUUGACAUGUAUACUAAAUGUGGAAGCCUCGUCGAUGCCCAGAUGCUGUUCAAUGAAAUGGGUCACAGGGAUUUGUGUUCUUGGAAUACCAUGAUAGCUGGAUAUGCCAAACUUGGCCGACUUGAACAGGCUAGGAAGCUGUUUGAUGAAAUGCCCCGCAGAGAUAAUUUUUCUUGGAACGCUGCAAUAUCUGGUUAUGUUAGCCACGAUCGGCCUUGGGAAGCUCUGGAGUUGUUUAGAGUGAUGCAGAGAUGUGAGAGAUCGAAUUCAAAUAAGUUUACCUUGUCCAGUGCCUUGGCUGCUUCGGCUGCCAUUCCUUGCUUGCUUCUUGGGAAGGAAAUUCAUGGUUACUUAAUAAGAACCGAGUUGAACUUGGAUGAGGUAGUUUGGAGUGCUCUGUUGGAUUUGUAUGGCAAGUGUGGUAGUUUAGAUGAAGCUAGGGGUAUUUUUGACCAGAUGAAGAACAGAGAUGUUGUUUCUUGGACUACCAUGAUUCAUAGAUGCUUUGAGGACGGAAGAAAAGAAGAGGGGCUUUCAUUUUUCAGAGACUUGAUGAGAUCAGGUGUUAGACCAAAUGAGUAUACGUUUGCUGGAGUUUUAAAUGCCUGUGCCGACCAUGCUGCUGAACACCUGGGAAAGGAGGUUCACGGGUACAUGAUGCGUGUAGGGUACGACCCAUGUUCAUUUGCUGUAAGUGCCCUUGUUCAUAUGUAUUCAAAGUGUGGGAACACUAGAGUUGCAAGAAGGGUGUUCAAUCAGAUGCCUCAACCAGAUUUGGUAUCAUGGACUUCUCUAAUUGUUGGGUAUGCCCAGAAUGGUGAACCAGAUGAGGCUCUUCGUUUCUUUGAAUUACUACUCCAAUCAGGUACCAAACCUGAUCAAAUAACCUUCGUUGGGGUUCUUUCCGCGUGUACUCAUGCUGGAUUAGUAGAUAAAGGGUUAGAAUAUUUCCAUUCACUAAGGGAGAAGCAUGGACUGAUGCAUACUGCAGAUCAUUAUGCAUGUGUUAUUGAUUUAUUGGCACGAUCUGGCCGAUUUAAAGAGGCAGAGAAUAUCAUUGAUAACAUGUCCAUAAAGCCUGAUAAAUUCCUUUGGGCAUCCUUACUUGGAGGAUGUAGAAUACAUGGUAACCUUGAACUGGCUAAAAGAGCAGCAAAAGCAUUAUAUGAGAUAGAGCCAGAGAAUCCGGCUACCUAUAUUACUCUGGCUAAUAUUUAUGCUAAUGUGGGUCUGUGGACUGAAGUAGCCAAAGUUAGAAAGGAUAUGGACAAUAGGGGGAUAGUGAAGAAGCCAGGUAAGAGCUGGAUUGAAAUUAAAAGACAAGUGCAUGUGUUCUUAGUAGGAGAUACAUCUCACCCAAAAACAAGUGAUAUACAUGAAUUCCUAGGAGAACUCUCAAAGAAAAUGAAGGAAGAAGGCUACGUUCCUGACACAAACUUUGUGCUACAUGAUGUGGAGGAGGAGCAGAAAGAGCAAAAUCUUGUUUACCACAGUGAGAAACUAGCCGUUGCUUUCGGAAUAAUUUCAACUCCCCCAGGAACUGUAAUCAAGGUUUUUAAAAAUUUAAGAACUUGCGUAGACUGUCACACUGGCAUCAAAUACAUAUCAAAGAUUGUUCAAAGAAAAAUAAUAGUGAGAGAUUCUAAUAGAUUUCAUUGUUUUGAGGAUGGAAGCUGCUCAUGUAAAGACUAUUGGUAG
Molecule: messenger RNA, 2046 nt
Organism: Sphenostylis stenocarpa
Lineage: Eukaryota; Viridiplantae; Streptophyta; Magnoliopsida; Fabales; Fabaceae
Source: the annotation of a GenBank genome assembly